UCCAGUUGCCACAGCAUCAUCGGGGCGCUGUACGCCAGGAGCAGAGAUGGAGGAGUUUGACGACCCAGAAUAUGCCCCACCAAAUGAUGAGCAGCUUCUACCCUGCAGCAUAUGUGGCAGGACCUUUUUCUCCUCAAAACUUAAGAAGCAUAUGACCAUUUGUCAGAAGUCUGCAGCCAAGAGGAGGAAAGUCUUUGACUCGAGCAGACAGAGGGCAGAGGGAACUGAGAUUUCCACUUUAAAGCCCAUCAAACCCAAGUCACAAAGUGCAGCCAGCAAGUCUAAUAAACCGGAGCCGCCCAAGAAACAGUCCAACUGGCGCAGGAAGCAUGAAGAGUUCAUCGCUACAAUCCGAGCGGCCAAGGGCAUCACCCAGGUGAUGAAGGAGGGGGGUCCUCUGCCUCCUCCUCCCCCUCCGUCCUAUGACCCAGACUACAUCCAGUGCCCGUACUGCCAGAGGCGGUUCGGCGAGAACGCGGCGGAGCGACACAUUAAAUUCUGCAAAGAGCAGGCCGCCAGGAUCUCCAAUAAGGCAAAGCUCCCGGGCGGGGAUGCCAAGGCCAAGACUCCGGCUCGCGGCCAGUACAAGCCUCCUGCCAUUAAGAAGGCCAACUCCACAGCGUCCACCUUGCCUGCCAACUCCCGGCUACCACAGCGAUCCAUGUCUGGGCCAACAUCAGGCACAGGCAUCCCGGCAACUAAAGCAGCUUCUGCAGGGUCACUGAGGACUGUGGGGCCUGGCUACGGGCAAGUGCGAUCAGGCGGUACGGGACUGUCCAGCCCCCCCUCUGGGAUGAUGAAGCCCAAGAGUAGUGGAUCAGCAGGUCUUGUCAGGAGUUCACCAUCUGGAAUAGCCAUGAAGAACAGGAAACCCUUCAAUUCAGAAUAUAAUAAUAUGAGGGAUGAUGUGAAUUCUGCAGGUGAGGUGGACGGCCCGGGGGGCCAGAAGACCAAGUUCUGCCAUGAGUGUGGCACCAAGUUCCCAGUGGAGUCGGCCAAGUUCUGCUGCGAAUGCGGCGUGAAGCGGAUGUGGCUCUAGCCCCAACCAACACACACACACACACACACACACACACACUGAACAGAAUGCCAAUGGGAUGGGGUACACACACACACACACACACACACACACACACACACACACACACACACACACACACACACACACACACACACACACACACACACACACACACACACACACACACACUCUACAUGAGCUCAGUGAUACUGAAGCUGAUGACAAAAGAAGAUGCUGAGAAUCCCCCAUGUAGACACGCUGCUCUCAUUCAGACACUAAACACUAGACAGAUCACUUCCUCCCUAUCCUGCGUCUGAAAUACACCCUUCCCACUUCUCCCAGAUUGAAUCACUCCUAUCCCGUGUGUAAAUGGCUAAAAGUCUAUCGAGUGCAAUAUGAUUGAUUGACUACUGAUGAAAUGAAAUUAUUGGAAGGUUUUUUUUCCCUCUCUUUUUGUGAUUGGACCCAUGUGUAGAAAUUCUAAGAUUCUAAGACAUGUUUUUUUUAACGAACGGGGCCUUUUUAAAAAAAUGAAUUUUAUUCAGUUGUAUUCCCUACUGUAGCAACUCAAGUUUUUUUUUUUUCUUCAAAGAGACAGGACCACAGUAUGAACCUGUCUGUGGUCAUUUAAGUUAUAAUUUAUGACAUUGUUUUGCAAUUCUGUUUUUUAAAACAAAUAGUGACAAUUUCAUAUGCAGCAUUUUAAUUUUCAUUUUGUACAUAUGUUCUUUUUUUACCUUUUAUUUUUGCUAUGUUUAGAUGAUAGUUGUGUACGUUUUUACUGUAUCAGUAUUUUAAAUUUCCACAGAAAUGCUGUCUAUCAAAAAGAGGAAAACAAGAUGGAAAAUGUGUCCCUUUACACAAAUGUUUGCUUUUUCCCCUGAACACCUGCUGCUUAUAUCUGCAACUUUGAGACAACAGUCAGACGAUAACUGACUGCAUGAUCUGUCACUAAUACGCUGUUUGUGGAAAAACUUGACCCAAAGAGGUAACAUUACCUCACGAAACCCAAAGUGUAACCUUUGUAAGUUUGUGUGACCUCUGAAAUACGACCAUCAGGCUUUUCAAGACAAUAAGCAAAUGAGAAACGCUACAUUUUACUAAGUAAUGCGUUACCACACUGAAUAAAUCAUUUCCACGUGA
Molecule: messenger RNA, 2164 nt
Organism: Engraulis encrasicolus (European anchovy)
Lineage: Eukaryota; Metazoa; Chordata; Actinopteri; Clupeiformes; Engraulidae
Gene: zc2hc1a
Product: zinc finger, C2HC-type containing 1A
Exons: 10
Coding region: 47-1039 (330 amino acids)
Source: RefSeq, a predicted model, not a curated record